This is a messenger RNA of Cucurbita pepo subsp. pepo (vegetable marrow), 2250 nucleotides long. It is a transcript of the gene ZDS, whose product is annotated as zeta-carotene desaturase. NCBI's taxonomy places the organism in Eukaryota, Viridiplantae, Streptophyta, Magnoliopsida, Cucurbitales, Cucurbitaceae. Gene Ontology annotation, cellular component: chloroplast. Gene Ontology annotation, molecular function: 9,9'-di-cis-zeta-carotene desaturase activity. Gene Ontology annotation, biological process: carotene biosynthetic process; carotenoid biosynthetic process. The record is from RefSeq and is a predicted model, not a curated record.
UCAUCUCCGCCAGUUCCUCCAGCUUGGUGGCGCAUUAUCGUUACCAGAAGCACUUCCCUUCCUCCGUGUCUCUUUCUCUUUCUUACGUUCUCUGUUUUUUUUAUUGCAUAAUUUCCAAAACCCAUCGCCAUUUUUGGCGUUACCAGCUAACUCUGUUUGCCUUUGCCUGUCCUCAGUUACAAGACAAAAUUCAUUCCCUACGCAUCUUCACUCUCUCUGAUACCCUUCUUCUACCAAUUUCUCAUACCCAAUUCGCCCAUUAAACCCAUUAAUCCAUCCAAACUGGCUCCCAUUUCAUACAAGAGCUGAGUUGAGCUCCCGGAAGCUCUGUUUUCGCCCCUUGUUGUUCUUCGUUUUACAAUUAUGGCCUCUGGGGUUCUUUUUCCUUCUGUUUUCUUCACAAGAAAGCAUAGCAACAACCGCGGUUUUGGACUUCCUGCUCGUAAUUCCGUGGUGGGUCGAAGAUUCUUGGUUCGAUCCUCCUUGGAUACAGAUGUUUCAGAUAUGAGUGUUAAUGCUCCCAAAGGGUUGUUUCCCCCUGAACCUGAACGUUAUCGAGGACCCAAAUUGAAAGUUGCUAUUAUUGGAGCUGGGCUUGCAGGGAUGUCGACGGCUGUUGAGCUUUUGGAUCAAGGCCAUGAGGUUGAUAUAUAUGAAUCAAGAACCUUCAUCGGUGGGAAGGUCGGUUCGUUUGUGGAUAAACGUGGAAAUCAUAUUGAAAUGGGGCUACAUGUAUUCUUUGGAUGUUACAACAAUCUUUUUCGUUUAAUGAAAAAGGUUGGCGCAGAGAAGAACCUACUUGUGAAGGAUCAUACUCAUACUUUUGUAAACAAGGGAGGCGAAAUUGGAGAACUUGAUUUCCGCUUUCCUGUUGGAGCUCCCAUACAUGGAAUUCGAGCUUUCUUGGCCACGAAUCAGCUUAAGACGUACGAUAAAGCAAGAAAUGCUGUGGCGCUUGCCUUAAGUCCAGUCGUCAAGGCUCUUGUUGAUCCAGAUGCUGCAAUGAAGGAUAUUCGAAAUUUGGAUAGUAUAAGCUUUUCCGAGUGGUUCAUGUCUAAAGGUGGCACACGUGCGAGUAUCCAGAGAAUGUGGGAUCCAGUUGCUUAUGCUCUCGGCUUUAUCGAUUGUGACAACAUCAGUGCCCGUUGUAUGCUCACUAUUUUCUCGUUGUUCGCUACUAAGACUGAGGCUUCUCUAUUACGCAUGCUAAAAGGUUCUCCAGACGUUUUCUUAAGUGGUCCCAUACGAAAGUAUAUCACGGACAGAGGGGGCAGAUUCCAUCUAAGGUGGGGAUGUAGGGAGGUACUUUAUGACAAAUUUGCAGAUGGAGAAACUUAUAUAUCAGGACUGGCAAUGUCUAAGGCCACAAAUAAGAAAAUUGUGAAAGCUGAUGCUUAUGUUGCAGCAUGUGAUGUCCCUGGAAUCAAAAGAUUGAUCCCAUCUCAAUGGAGGGAAUGGGAGUUCUUUGAUAAUAUUUACGAGCUGAUCGGAGUUCCUGUUGUCACCGUCCAACUUAGAUACAACGGAUGGGUUACAGAGAUGCAAGAUCUAGAACGUUCGAGGCAGUCCAGGCAAGCUGUGGGGUUGGAUAAUCUCCUUUACACUCCAGAUGCAGAUUUCUCAUGCUUUGCAGAUUUAGCGCUAACCUCUCCAGAGGAUUACUACAUUGAGGGACAGGGAUCAUUGCUUCAAUGUGUCCUGACGCCUGGGGAUCCUUACAUGCCAUUGCUAAAUGAUGAGAUUAUAGCAAGAGUGACAAAACAGGUCUUGGCUUUAUUCCCAUCCGCACAAGGUCUAGAAGUUACAUGGUCAUCAGUUGUGAAGAUCGGACAGUCUCUAUACAGAGAGGCACCCGGCAAAGAUCCAUUUCGACCAGAUCAGAAGACACCCAUUAAAAACUUCUUCCUCGCCGGAUCAUACACAAAACAGGAUUACAUAGAUAGCAUGGAAGGAGCAACUCUGUCAGGGAGGCAAGCCUCUGCAUAUAUAUGUGAAGCUGGUGAGGAAUUGAUGAUGCUAAGAGAGAAGAUUGAUGCCUUUGAUUCUGAAACUGCCAAAUUAAGUGAUGAACUAAGUCUAGUUUAGCCUCAUCUAAAUUCAUUCUUAGCCACUAAACAAACGUGUAUAAUGUAAUAUCACCACCAUAGUAAAAUUAUAAGGCUAGGUCAGCUGAUUCCCUUGUAAUGCCACUCAUACCACUCUCCCUCUUUCUCACAUCUUUAAAUGACAUGGCUGAUCUUGUCUCUCGUA